This is a messenger RNA of Effrenium voratum, 873 nucleotides long. The record is from the annotation of a GenBank genome assembly. NCBI's taxonomy places the organism in Eukaryota, Dinophyceae, Suessiales, Symbiodiniaceae.
AUGUCCACGGGAUUUCUUUAUCCAGGCCUUAAGCCUUGGGCUGAGCUUAUCCGCACCCUUCGCAGGAUCGGGGAGACAGAUGAGGUGUGCAACCAGGAGGGCGUGUGCACCAAGUGGCCAGUCUACUGCCUGAACACGGACCUCACCUGGCUGCCGGCUUCAGAGGCUCAUCGCGCAGAGGCGGUGGCGGCUGCAUGGGGCGGCAAGGUCACUGGCCUUUGCAGCCGCUUGGGCAGCGGUGAAGCUGCUCCCCUCGCCAUGAAUCGCCUGCCCCUUGCCCUGGCCUUGGCGGCCGUCGCCGGCACCGCCUUCGUGGCACUGCCGGCCACCACGUCGCGGGUGGCAGCCGGGCAGUCGGCUGGAAGGACGCAGUCCAAGUCGGAGGGCAGCUGGGGACUGGCAGCGGCAGGCCUGGCGGUGGGCGCCCACGUUGGCCUUGCCAUGGCCACCCGCACCGCGCGCAAAGCGGAGUCGAGCUACAAGGAGACCCCUGCAGACGAGCGCCUCUUUGAGCAGGUCUACCUGCAGUACACCUCAGAGUACAUGAAGGGCCCCAUGUACUGGCACAAGGACAAGUUGCAGGGAAGCCUGCCAGACUACCCCGGACGCCCUAUGAUCAGGGAUGGCAAGUACACCCCUUAUGUGCUGGGCAACCUGAAGUCCUUCAGCUCCAACGAGUUGGCCUUCCUCUCCAUGCUCUUCUUCGGCGUGGGACUCUAUGGCAACUUGCAGUUCAACUACUAUGACCCGCAGUGGGCCAAGGUGGAUGCCGGCGGCUACUUCAAUGUGUCCUACAUUGUGGAAUCCCUGCUGCUGCCCAUCUCCUUCUUCAUGCACAUUGCAUGCUACAUCCAGAAGCAGAACGGCAAGUGA